AUGAGCAACCGAAGAGCAGACGAGCAUGCCAACGGCGCCGGAGGUUUGUUGUCGGCCGUCCUGGCGUCGUGCCGCGAUGCGAUCAUCGCCUGCUCUUCAGACGGCGUCGUCGAGGAGUGGAACCGGGGGGCGGAAGAGGUCUUCGGCAUCAGCCGCGACUCGGCUCUCGGCGAGUCGAUCACUCGAUUUAUCCCAGCCGAUCGCCGCGAUGAGAUCGACCGGCUCGUCAACGAGUCGAUGGCGGGUCGAGCCGUGGCUCACUACGAGACCCAGCGGCUGCGAUCUGGCGGGGAGAGCUUCCCGGCCGCUGUCUGCGGUUUUCCGCUGCGGGACGCGGCGGGGCAGGUCACCGGCUUUGCGACGAUCGAGCGCGACCUCACGGACCGUGUCCGCGGCGCCCAGGCUCUUCGUGAGGCACUGGCGGCUGCGGAAUCGGCGAGCCAGACCAAGAGUCGCUUCCUGGCGAACGUCAGCCAUGAGCUCCGGACGCCGAUGAACGCGAUCAUGGGGAUGACCUCCCUAGCGUUGGAAGAGCAGAUGCAGCCCGAGCUGCGCGACUGUCUGGAGACCAUCCGUGACUCGGCCGACACGAUGGUCAACCUCAUCAACGACGUUCUCGAUCUGUCGCGCUUCGAGUGUGAUGAGUUCGAGCUCGAGGAAGUCGAAUUCGAGUUCCGCGAUACCAUCGAGACGGCGAGCAAGGUGCUCGGCGCCGCGGCUCAUGCGAAAGGGAUCGAGCUGGUUUGCCGGAUCGCGCCGGACACUCCCGAGCUAGUGAUCGGCGACCCUGCCCGGAUGCGGCAGGUGCUCACCAACCUGAUCGGCAACGCGGUGAAGUUCACCUCGCAAGGCCAUGUCCUGGUCGAGGUGAGCCCGCUGGUGACGGAGAGCACUCGCUGUCGGAUGCGCCUCAGCGUCUCUGACACGGGGAUCGGCAUCAAUGAGAAGGACCAGGUGCGUAUCUUUGCUCCGUUCACGCAGGUGGAUGGGUCUUCCAUCCGCAACUACGGCGGGUCGGGGUUGGGGCUGGCGAUCACCAGGCAUCUGGUCGAUUGCUUCGGCAGCAAGCUGCAAGUGGAGAGCGAGUUCGGCCGCGGCAGCCAUUUUUGGUUCGACAUCACGCUCCCGAUCCCCGAAAAGAAGCAGGCGAAAUCAGAACACGUUGCCGAUCAGCUGAGCGGGCUGUCGGCCCUUGUCGUGGACGAUAACACCGCUAGUCGGUCGGCCUUAGCGGAACAACUCGGCGCGUGGGGGAUGAAUGCCGACACGGUCGAUUCGGGCGACGAGGCGCUGCGGAAGCUCCGCCGAUCCGCGGACGCCGGCAAUCCUUACGACCUCGCCAUCAUCGACGCCCAGAUGCCAGGGAUGGACGGCUUUUCGGUCGUCUCCCACAUCGAGGGCGAGCGGACGAUCAAGACCAAGCCGAUCUUGAUGUCUUCAACAAUCGACCGCCUGGAGUUCAGCCGCCGCUGCGCGGAGGCCGGCGCGACGGCGUUUGUAUCCAAGCCCAUCAGCCAGUCGCAGCUCUUCAACGCCGUUACGCAGGCGACGGGCGCCGCGGCGCUGGAGGGAGAAUCUCGGCUGGGGCUGUACGAUCGCCCCCACGCGGCGCCACGGCGCGUGCUGCUGGUGGAGGACACGCCCGCCAACCGCAAGGUGGUCCAGCGGGUGCUCCAGCGACGCGGGCAUGAGGUGAUCGUCGCCGUGAACGGCAGCGAAGCGAUCGAGGCCUUCAAGAGUGGCGCCUACGACCUCGUCCUGAUGGACGUGCAGAUGCCGAUCAUGGAUGGGUUGCAGGCCACCGAGGCUAUCCGCGAUCUCGAACGAGAAGAGUCGCGUCAGCCAACGCGCAUCCUGGCGAUGACGGCUCACAACUUGCGUGGCGACCGUGAGCGUUGUCGUCGGGCGGGCAUGAAUGGAUACUUGGCGAAGCCCUUGGACCUCGCCGAGCUGCUUGACCUUGUCGAAAGCGAGGAGGAUUCCCCGCGCAUGGAACCUCCCACUCCCGCCGCCGACCUGCCGACCGCCCUCGCGCGGCUGCGAGACGACAAGGGCCUGCUGUGCGACAUGAUCGGCUUCUUCCUCGAGGACUCGCCGCGGCUGCGCGAGACGCUGCGGGAGAGCCACCAAGCGGGGGACUACGCCACGCUCCACCGCACAGCGCACAGCCUCAAAGGCCUGGCGGCGAACUUCGACGCUCAUGCGGCAAUCGAAGCGGCGCGUGAUCUCGAAGACGCCGCCAAGAACGAAGAAGCCGACGCGAUCCCGGCCCUCCUGGAUCGGGUGGAUAACACUUGCGACGAGCUG
Messenger RNA from Symbiodinium sp. CCMP2456, 2307 nucleotides. NCBI's taxonomy places the organism in Eukaryota, Dinophyceae, Suessiales, Symbiodiniaceae. The record is from the annotation of a GenBank genome assembly.